GCGGCGCCGCUGGAGCGGAGGCCGGUCGGUGCUGGCGUCCCUCGGGCCGGACCCCCCCCCCCCGGGCGGCCGCGGGGUAGCCCCCGCAGAGUGGUCAGGGUCACAAGUAGGAUUCUUCGGCGACCAUCAUGUCUUGGUUUGCUGACCUUGCAGGAAAGGCAGAAGAUCUUUUAAACCGAGUUGACCAAGGGGCUGCAACAGCACUUAGCAGGAAAGAGAACAGCAACAGCACCAAAUACAACAGAAAUACGGACUAUCCCGAACUCCACCAGCAGAGCACACAUCAGACCUACCAGACUGGAACCAAAGCUUCGUAUAUUUCCGCAGCAGCGGACAACGUUAGAAAUCAAAAAGCCACUCUCUUAGCUGGCACCGCCAACGUGAAAGCAUCUCGGACCUCUGCGGAGACCUCCCCGACUGCUGAAAACGCCACUGUUCCUCGGCCUUCGUCCCAGUUUGUCCGAAGGAAAAAGUCAGAGCCAGAUGAUGAGCUGCUGUUUGAUUUUCUUAAUAGUUCCCAGAAGGAGCCUGCCGGGAGGGUAGAGAUCAAGAAAGAGAAGGGCAAGGCACCUGCCCCCCUGAAUUCUCAGGCAGGUGUCAGUUCUGUGAACGCCAGUAACACCGCUGUCAAAACCACCGAAGAAAAUCCUCGGAGCGAAAGCCGGGAAACUUCUAAUACAGAUUCUGACCACGAAAGCCAAGAGGAUUCCGCAAAACAAAAUGAAUCAUCCACUGCUGCCUACACGGAUCCCAGCCCAGCGUCUAGUGAUGAUGGAAAAUCACACGAGCUGUCGAACCUCCGGCUGGAGAAUCAGCUACUGCGGAACGAAGUUCAGUCUUUGAAUCAAGAAAUGGCCUCCUUACUUCAAAGAUCCAAGGAAACUCAAGAAGAAUUGAACAAAGCAAGAGCAAGAGUGGAGAAGUGGAAUGAUGACCAUUCCAAGAGUGACCGCAUGACUCGGGAGCUGCGUGCGCAGGUGGAUGACCUGACAGAGGCAGUGGCCGCCAAGGACUCCCAGCUGGCCGUGCUGAAAGUGCGCCUGCAGGAGGCCGACCAGCUGCUGAAGACGCGCACCGAGGCCCUGGAAGCCUUACAGAGUGAAAAGUCACGGAUAAUUCAGGAUCACAGCGAAGGGAGUAGCCUGCAGAAUCAAGCCCUGCAAACUCUUCAGGAGAGACUUCAUGAGGCAGACGCCACGCUGAAGAGAGAGCAGGAGAGCUAUAAACAGAUGCAGAGUGAGUAUGCUGCACGCCUUAAUAAAAUGGAAGUGGAACGUCAGAAUUUGGCAGAAUCCGUUACUCUGGCAGAGAGAAAAUACUCCGAUGAGAAGAAGAAGAUUGAGGAACUGCAGCAGCAAAUCAAAACGUACAAGUCCAACUUGGAGUCCUCCAAGCAGGAGCUACUUGACUACAAGCAGAAAGCCACAAGAAUACUGCAGUCUAAGGAAAAAUUGAUCAACAGCCUGAAGGAGGGGUCUGGCUUUGAAGGCUUGGACGGCAGUGCUGCCAGCAGCAUGGAGCUCGAAGAACUCCGACACGAGAAGGAGAUGCAGAAGGAGGAAAUACAGAAGCUGAUGGGUCAGAUCCAUCAGCUGAGAUCUGAGUUACAGGAUAUGGAGGCCCAGCAGGUUAAUGAAGCCGAGUCAGCCAGAGAACAGUUACAAGAUCUGCAAGAACAAAUCGCUGGGCAGAAAGCAUCUAGACAAGAGCUGGAGGCAGAGCUGGACCGGCAGAAGCAGGAAUUCCGCUACGUAGAAGAAGACCUGUAUCGAACAAAGAACACGUUACAAAGCAGAAUUAAAGAUCGAGAAGAGGAAAUUCAGAAGCUCAGGAAUCAGCUCACCAACAAGUCUCUAAGCAACAGCAGCCAGGCCGAGUUGGAGAAUCGCCUCCACCAGCUGACGGAGACGCUCAUCCAGAAGCAGACCAUGCUGGAGAGCCUCAGCACCGAGAAGAACUCGCUGGUCUACCAGCUGGAGCGCCUGGAGCAGCAGAUGAAGGCCGCGCCGGGCGGCGGCAGCAACGGGUCUGCCAUCAGCAUGCCGGGGCUCGACGGCGGAGACGGCACACGCCUGCGGAACAUGCCCGUGCUUUUUAAUGACACAGAGAGUAACCUGGCAGGAAUGUACGGGAAGGUCCGCAGGGCGGCCAGCUCCAUUGACCAGUUCAGCAUUCGUCUGGGGAUUUUUCUCCGAAGAUACCCCAUUGCGAGGGUCUUCAUAAUCAUCUACAUGGCCUUACUCCACCUCUGGGUCAUGAUUGUCCUGUUGACUUACACACCGGAAAUGCACCAUGACCAGCCCGGCGGCCAGUGAUGGCCAGUGAUGCGAAUCGUCAUCUCCAUGAUGGGGAAGAGGUUGUCCAGGUUUCAGACAUGGCGUCUGCGGAAGGGCCGGGGAGAGGGGCCCCGGGGCCUCAGUGCUGCCCGCUCUUCACUUUUUAAGUUAUUGUACAAGCACUUUGCUACCUACACUAAUGUAAUUCCCUUCCGUUGGUCAGAGUUUCUGAAGCAGAUGGACUGGCCGCAGGCUGUGCCCUGCCUGGGGGCAGCGGUCACAGGGACGUAUGUCCACACCGUGAUUGCUGGGGUCGGUCCCCUGUACAGUGUUCUGGGUGGCACCGUUCUGGGUUAGAAUCAGGGAAACUAAUUGUAGUGAUAUAAAUAAAAUGUUUUCCUUUUGAUAAUU
Sorex fumeus (smoky shrew) is the source of this 2687-nucleotide messenger RNA. It is a transcript of the gene GOLGA5, whose product is annotated as golgin A5. Bases 129 to 2315 code for a protein of 728 amino acids. NCBI's taxonomy places the organism in Eukaryota, Metazoa, Chordata, Mammalia, Eulipotyphla, Soricidae. The record is from RefSeq and is a predicted model, not a curated record. The transcript is spliced from 13 exons. Gene Ontology annotation, cellular component: Golgi cisterna; Golgi membrane. Gene Ontology annotation, biological process: retrograde transport, vesicle recycling within Golgi; Golgi organization.